Suncus etruscus (white-toothed pygmy shrew) is the source of this 2445-nucleotide messenger RNA. It is a transcript of the gene HSPA5, whose product is annotated as heat shock protein family A (Hsp70) member 5. The record is from RefSeq and is a predicted model, not a curated record. Gene Ontology annotation, molecular function: ATP-dependent protein folding chaperone; ATP binding; heat shock protein binding. Gene Ontology annotation, biological process: cellular response to unfolded protein; protein refolding; endoplasmic reticulum unfolded protein response. Gene Ontology annotation, cellular component: endoplasmic reticulum chaperone complex; membrane; endoplasmic reticulum lumen. NCBI's taxonomy places the organism in Eukaryota, Metazoa, Chordata, Mammalia, Eulipotyphla, Soricidae.
AUGCGGCUUCUCAUUGGUGGUCUCAGGGCGCCGCCGCCAGCCAAUGAGCGUGGCCGGAGGGGCGGAGCGGUGACGUGCGAGGCGGCCGAGCCCGCUUCGAAUCGGCGGCGGCCAGCUUGGUGCUCCCUGUGGCGGGCGACGGCGGCGCUGCUGCUGCUGCUCGGCUGCUCGGCCCGGGCUGAGGAGGAGGACAAGAAGGAGGACGUGGGCACGGUGGUGGGCAUCGAUCUGGGCACCACCUACUCCUGCGUCGGGGUGUUCAAGAACGGCCGCGUGGAGAUCAUCGCCAACGACCAGGGCAACCGCAUCACCCCCUCGUACGUGGCCUUCACCCCCGAAGGGGAGCGCCUGAUCGGCGACGCGGCCAAGAACCAGCUCACCUCGAACCCCGAGAACACCGUCUUCGAUGCCAAGAGGCUCAUCGGCCGCACCUGGAACGACCCCUCGGUUCAGCAGGACAUCAAGUUCUUGCCUUUCAAGGUUGGUUGAAAGAAAACCAAACCAUAUAUCCAAGUUGAUAUCGGAGGUGGACAAACCAAGACAUUUGCUCCUGAAGUUUCUGCCAUGGUUCUCACGAAAAUGAAGGAAACUGCUGAGGCUUAUUUGGGAAAGAAGGUUACCCAUGCUGUGGUUACUGUGCCAGCCUAUUUCAAUGAUGCCCAGCGUCAGGCAACUAAGGAUGCUGGAACCAUUGCAGGAUUGAAUGUUAUGAGGAUCAUCAAUGAAACCGUGACUGCUAUUGCUUAUGGUCUGGAUAAGAGGGAAGGAGAAAAGAACAUCCUGGUGUUUGACCUUGGUGGAGGAACCUUCGACGUGUCCCUUCUUACCAUUGAUAAUGGUGUCUUUGAAGUUGUGGCCACUAACGGGGAUACUCACUUGGGUGGAGAAGACUUUGACCAGCGUGUGAUGGAGCAUUUCAUCAAGCUCUACAAAAAGAAGACGGGCAAAGAUGUUCGGAAAGACAACCGAGCUGUCCAGAAGCUCCGACGGGAGGUAGAAAAGGCCAAGCGGGCUCUGUCUUCUCAACACCAAGCCAGAAUCGAAAUCGAGUCCUUCUUUGAAGGAGAAGACUUCUCUGAGACCCUAACUCGGGCCAAGUUUGAAGAGCUGAACAUGGAUCUGUUCCGUUCUACCAUGAAACCUGUCCAGAAAGUGCUGGAAGAUUCAGAUUUAAAGAAGUCUGAUAUUGAUGAAAUUGUUCUGGUUGGUGGCUCUACUCGCAUCCCAAAAAUUCAGCAGUUGGUUAAAGAGUUCUUCAAUGGCAAGGAACCAUCCCGUGGCAUAAACCCAGAUGAGGCUGUAGCCUAUGGUGCUGCUGUCCAGGCUGGUGUACUCUCUGGUGAUCAGGAUACAGGUAGGGGACUGGUUUUGCUUGAUGUGUGUCCUCUCACACUUGGUAUUGAAACCGUUGGAGGUGUCAUGACAAAGCUGAUUCCAAGGAACACUGUGGUGCCCACCAAGAAGUCUCAGAUCUUUUCUACAGCUUCUGAUAAGCCAACAGUUACAAUCAAGGUCUAUGAAGGUGAACGACCUCUGACAAAAGACAAUCACCUUCUGGGAAAUUUUGAUCUGACUGGGAUUCCUCCUGCACCCCGGGGGGUACCACAGAUCGAAGUCACCUUUGAGAUCGAUGUAAAUGGCAUUCUUCGAGUGACAGCUGAAGACAAAGGCACAGGCAACAAAAAUAAGAUCACUAUCACUAAUGACCAUCGCCUGACACCUGAAGAAAUCGAAAGGAUGGUUAAUGAUGCUGAGAAGUUCGCUGAGGAAGAAAAACGGCUUAAGGAGCGCAUUGACACAAGAAAUGAAUUGGAAAGUUAUGCCUACUCACUUAAAACCCAGAUUGGAGAUAAGGAAAAGCUGGGAGGAAAACUUUCCUCUGAAGACAAGGAAACCAUGGAAAAAGCUGUAGAGGAAAAGAUUGAAUGGCUGGAGAGUCACCAAGAUGCAGAAAUUGAAGAUUUCAAAGCUAAAAAGAAGGAACUGGAAGAAAUCGUUCAGCCCAUUAUCAGCAAACUCUAUGGAAGUGCAGGCCCUCCUCCGACUGAAGGAACAACAGAAAAGGAUGAGUUGUAGACACUGUUCUGCUAGUGCUGUAAUAUUGUAAAUACUGGACUCAGGAACUUUCGUUAGGAGAAAAUUGAGAGAACUUCAAUCUCGAAUGUAAUUGGAAUCUUCACCUUGGAGUGGAGUUGAAAAUGCUAUAGCCUAAGUGGCUGUUUACUGCUUUUCAUUAGCAGUUGCUCACACGUCUUGGGGUGGGAGGAGAGAAAAAAAUUGGCUAUUUCAAAGGGGGUACUCCCCAAAAAAGGGGAGGCGAUGUUGGGUUGGGCUUGUGUUCACCUUGGAAGCUAAACGUUCUAUUUAACAGCUGGGUCAUGUGCAUCUGGUGUAGGAACUUUUUUUCUACCGCAAAGUGACACCAAUAAAUGUUUGUUAUUUAAA